Molecule: messenger RNA, 8034 nt
Organism: Anarrhichthys ocellatus (wolf-eel)
Lineage: Eukaryota; Metazoa; Chordata; Actinopteri; Perciformes; Anarhichadidae
Gene: iglon5
Product: IgLON family member 5
Exons: 8
Coding region: 577-1578 (333 amino acids)
Source: RefSeq, a predicted model, not a curated record
CGCUUCGCAUCCACUGCUGCUCCCUGCGACGCGCUAAGUGCGGAGCGACGAGACGCGCUGCAUACCAACAGAGAGACGCGGGAGCAGGCUAAUUAAGCUCAAGUGGCGAUUUACGACCGGCUAGGACGCGCAGAACCCGUCUUGUUCGCUGACAACAACAACAACAAAAAAGGUUAUUUUUUGGUCGCGUCAUUGGACAGUUUACCUUGAACAUUUUCCUCCCAUGCGUUUUCUCUAAAUAUUUUUCCUUCAAGGCACUGAGAGCCAAACUAAGUGUUCAGGUUAUUUGUUUUAUUUCGGCUCUGAUAUUUUUUUCUGGCUGACAGAGUCUGCACAGGAGAAGACAAACAGCCCCCUUUGCCUCUCUCUCCGGUCAUCAGAAGGAAAAGUCAAGUGGAUAAAACUGAUGUUUUCGUCCAGUCACAUGUAGAAGAAGCGUUGGACUAUUGCUGUUGAUAUUCAUCCACUGGUUCGGGUUUUUUUUAUUAAUAAGGGAAACAGAGUCCCUGCAACGGCACCACAAAGGAGGAAUACCGAGGCUGCAAAAACAAGCAGAAAAUCAAUCAGAACUCCAUCAUGGGCUGCCCUCUCUUGCGGAACGCGUUUGCUGGAUUGAUCCUGGUUCUGCUGUCGAAAGCGUCCAGUGUGCACGGAGGAGAGUUCGGACACCUGCCGGACAACAUUACAGUGUUGGAAGGAGAAAGAGUCACUUUGAGAUGUCGGAUCGACGAGGAGGUGACCCACAAGGCCUGGCUGAACCGCUCCAACAUCCUGUUCACGGGGACGGACAAGUGGUCGCUGGACAAGCGUGUGACGCUGGCCAACAGCAACAACAGCGACUUCUCCAUCCACAUCGACGAGGUGCAAGUAUCCGACGAGGGGCCCUACACUUGCAGCUUCCAGGCCAAUAACAAGCCCCGCAUUGCCCACGUCUACCUCAUUGUCCAAGUGCCGGCCAGAAUUGUCAACAUCUCAAAAAACGUGUCGGUGAACGAAGGCGAGAAUGUAAACCUCUACUGCCUGGCAGUGGGUCGCCCUGAGCCCACCGUCACCUGGAAAGACCAGAAAUACGGGUUGGUGAGUGACGGCGAGUUCCUAGACAUCACAGAGAUCAAGAGGCAGCAGGCCGAGGACUACGAAUGCAUCACCAACAAUGGAGUGGCUUCACCCGAUCAGCGCAAAGUCAAGGUGACGGUCAACUACCCUCCCAUGAUCACAGACAUGAAGAACAUGCCAGCCCAUUUGGGUAAGACCGCCAUCUUGCGUUGCGAAGCCAUGGCAGUCCCGCCAGCCUCCUUCGAGUGGUACAAAGAUGACCACAGGCCGGUAGAGAGUGACAACACCCUUAGGAUCAAAAACGAGAAGACGCGCUCACUGUUGCUGUUCACCAACGUGACAGAGAAACACUUUGGCAACUACACCUGCUUUGCCUCAAACCGUCUGGGAGCUUCCAACGCCAGCAUGCUGCUGUUUCGACCGGGCGCCAUACAAGGGCGAGGGACCGGUCUACAUGGAGGGAUGGGUGUCAGCGUGUGUUUUUGGUUUUCCCUCUCUGCUGUUCUUCUGCUGAAGGUGUAAAGAUCGAGCUCCACUUGGAAUUGUCCCUAAACGCCCCGUCCCCCCUCUUCCUCCCUCUCUCCCCCUCUACGGAAGGAAGAAGGAAAUGAAAUUCUUUAAUUACGAACCCAUCACUGUGAACAAAAAGAAUAUGCAUUAUUCCAGGAGCCAUUGAAUCAUUGCAUCAAACACACAACCACAUUAUCCCCCCCCUCCCUUCCCCAAAACCCCCGCUGCCUCGAUUCAAUUUCAAGGUCAAACCAUUGUCAUCAUCUCUUCCUCCCUCUCUCCCACACAUCUGUCUCUCUCUUUUUGUUUCCCAGCAUGCCUUGCAGAUUUGUCUGACUUGGUACUUCCCUCCUCACCUUGUUUUCCCCUCAUUAUUACCACUGGGCCAAUGUUAAUAGAGAGUGUAUAUUAACAAUCAAUUAUUGUGUCGGUGAUCAAUGAGAAAGUAGAUAAUCUAACAACUGGAUGAUCAUUUAUGUAAUAUACAUAGACUAAUGACUGACCUACAAUGUUUGCCUUAUGACACAUAAAAUCUCAAUUUAAUGGUGGAUAUUUAUAGAAUUAUAGUAAUAAUGUGUUAAAAACGGUCAUGUGACCUUUUGAAAAUUGUUCAAUUGGUGGCCAUGUGGAGUGUCACCCUCUGAUCACACACACCUACACCUACACACACGCACAUGUAUGGAUUUUUGAUUUUAACUGUGUAGCAGUGAAGCUGCUAUGAAUGAUGUCAAAAUGUAUUAAAAAAGGGUGGGUGGUGACGGCGUCAGUCUUAACUACCCCUUUAUGUAACUUUGGGGGUUUAUACCAAGGUUUCGCAUGUAGACCCCCUCACUACCCAAACCUUUUUAGCCCCCUCCCUCCGCCCUUCUGUUCAACGUGCUCUUGUCUAGUCGCCCUCCGCAUCGCUUUAGUGUUCUCUGCUCCGUGUCGACCCUCCUCCCUCCGUCUUCUUCCCCCAGUGUAAAUAUAUGCAGUAAAGAGGCCACGCCGGCGACUUCCGAGUUGCCCGGCGCUGAACGACAUCUCCCAUCAGCCUCGACUGCGCUCCAGUUUUCUGAAGCAGCAAGAGACUGUCCAGCGACAAUGAUGUCUUCUGUUUCAAAGCUGCGACUCCAUCCUCUUUGUCGCUUGUUGAUAGCAUGUACCGGUUAGAGAUGUUCCUGUUGUGAGUCCACACUCCCUUCACCCCCCCUCCCUCCCCCCUCCCUGCACUGUGUCUGUUUUACUCUGCAAGGUUACCUGCUUUUACUUUUUUGGUGUUAAUAAUAGUACAGAUGAUGAUGAUGAUGUUAAUAAGUAUUUGAAUAACUAUGAAUAGUAAUUCCAUGUGAGAAAAAAAAAGAACAAAAUCUGAUGGUAAUGAGCCGUGCGUGGGAAAAAAGAUUUUUUUUGUACUUUACUCUGAGAAGUCACACACAUUGAACAACCACAAUGAAAAAAAAGAGACAUGUAAAGUUUUUGAAGUGAUGUGCUCUAUUUUGCCAUGACAAGCUUUUUAAAAACGCAUUUGAAACAGUCUGAGGGAUUAUUUCAUCCAAGUCAAGAAGCAGUGAAUGAUGAUGUUAUUUAUAAUUUGUAACAGUUUAUGUAUUGGACUAUUUCUUUUACAUGCUUUGAACUGCAUCACAGAUUUACAGCAUAGUUGUCCAGUUAUCAUAGUGUGUGUCUCUCUCCAACCAGAUAGAUAAAUGAUUUGGAUCCAUGUCAGUCUCUGAUUGUGGCUGUAAGUCGGUUCUUGUUGGGCCAGACCACAGGGAGACAAAGAUGUAAUUAGCCGUUACCUGUGGCUGGCUAAGUGAAGGAGUCGGGGCUCCACCUGUCCCUCCUGCCAGCCAGUGAUGGCCCCCAUAAAUCAAGCUCAUACCUGCCACUGACAGGAAUCCUCUUCAAGGACAACCCCGCCUCGGUGCACGAGUCCUCCCUACAAUGUGUCACCUGUGACAUGCAGGCAUGGGCACUACAAAACCCCCAUGGCACAAUUAUCCAUCCACUACCCCCGCACAGCACAAACAGUGGGAGGUAAGCCCAUAUUUCAAUACAGUGGCACUCGUUUACCUGCUGAAACACUGUUUCCACUCACAUGCAGCGACUAUAUGCAAAUUUGCCAUAACGAGCCUGCACGGAGAGAUGAGUUUACCCCCGCUGAACCCUGACUACUGCGACCUUAAAGGGGAAUUACUCAGUAUUGAAUCAAUUGUCUGAAUGUGUUAUGUUUGAUUUUGUUUCAAACCAGCAAUAACCCCUAACACUACUGUGCGAGAAGUAUCAGAUAUGGUUAAAGCUGUGGUGUAAUAUCUGAAGAGAUUAACAAGGUAUAUCAAAUAAGUCUGUUGUUGUGCUUUUACUGUGUACAGUACUCUGAAAUGAUUGUGAAGCUCUGUUUAGAUGGCCCUUAAUCUAAAACACUACAUGUUGUACUCAAAAAGUCGUGCCCUCUGCGAUGUAGUCGGGUUGUCUGUGUGACAGAACACACUGUUUGUGCAUGCAUCUUGUUGCGCAAAAAGUAAUGACGGAUUCCAUGUCAAGCACAAGAGCAGGUUGUUUGGUCAGUGCUUCUUUUUUUCUGCCUCAGUCUCUGGUUCAUCCUCUCAUUAACUCGGUCUUUUUUUACUGUUUCUCACUCAAAUACUGUUUACUGUUCCAUGUCAGCGUCUCACUGGGUUUGUCAGUGGCAUAUAACAUCUCUAUGUACAUAUUCUGUCCUUGAUGAAGAAAAAGAACAAAAGAAUUGAAGGAAAAACAUCCCCAAAAAAAACACGGACAAAAAAAAAUAACAUACCGUCAUGUUUCUCAAUGUGGGAUUCAAAAAAAGCACGUCAAUGUUGGUGUAUGGGUGGAUUUUGGAAAAAAAAAAAAAAAUGAAAAAAAGAAACAAGCAAACAUUGUUGUGUUCAGGUUUAUGGGUAACGGGUCCAGAUGGGGGGAAUUCGGGCAAUAUGGCUUGAAACUGUGGAGUGAUGAUGAACAGAAUUUGGGCAUUUGUACAAACAAGCAGCUAAAGAAUCAUGAGUCAUGACGUAUGUAAAUGAAUCACACUUGGAGAGGGUGUGGGGAAGGAGGCAGCACAUCCCCUGGGUGCAGAAUUCGAGGGUAGCAGAGGAUGCUGUUGAGAGAGCACCCGGUCCGAUGGGCCUGUGGGACAAUACCCUGACAAUGCAAAUCCAAAAGCUGAGAGCCAGAGGGAGAUGGGAUGACACUAACCAGACUGUGAACCCUCCAGUUAGGGGGAGAAGACAGACAGGCCCUCAUAUUGCAUUUCCAAACUUGAGCGCCGUGGUCUUUCCCAGGGGAAGACCACACACUAUUUAUGGUUGCACUAUGUAAUAUGAACAGCAUUAACAUAGCCUUGAUCGCAAACACAGUCUGGCCUACUUCAAGUGUAUAAAUAACACCCCGACUGGGGUUCAAUGAGUUUACAGUGAUAUAAACAAGACGUUUGCUUGGCCUCUAAUUACAUUCGGCGCAGCCUGAUGAGAAAGUGUUGAUUGGCUCCUGCAGCUGAAGGUUAUGUGAUCUGUUUACAGAAUCUUUGUUAAUAAGAUGGCACAAAGCUUUUAUUUUGAGCUCACAAAACUAGCACGUAGCGGCAGUUGACAUUGUAUAGCAUUGUGUUGCACUUUAAUAGCUGUACUUUUGUUUCCGGUCGGAUUCGAGCAAUGGAUUUACACUGGCGGAAAAGGAGGUGAAUGUAUAUAGCUGUAAAUGAAUGGCCCUUUUUUGCUUUUAUAAACAUAUCAGUACAGUGUUUCGACAAGAACUUUGGAAUAUAGGGUUUGUAAAAGACCUGUUGCAGUUUCAGAGCACUGUGCCUUUGAAGAGAGGAGUCAGGUAAUUAAGCUCUUCAGAGUGUAAGGAAAGAUACCGCACGUCGCUCCUGAACUGUUGCAGUAAAAUAAUUAUGGUGCUUUGAAGCCAAGACUGUAGAAUGGCAGAAGAAGUGCAAGCCUGGAGAAGGUUUGAAUGUACUGCUGUCUUCAUUUUGUACGUGGCAGGCUCGUGCUGUAGCCUUUCCUACAACACCCUCCCUACAUGGAACAGAACCAGGACCGACUUUCAAUUCUGAAUGCAAUGGUUAAUCAAUACAUUCGACCAAAUGGAUUUGGAAUAGAGCAAUUUCUCCCCGGCCGGCCUUACCAGGUCCCCAGAAGCUGAAUUGAUGUCUACAGACCAGCCUUAGAACAGAGAGCAUAAUUCAUCAUGCCUGAUACAAGACACCCCUAAUUGCGCAUUGAUUUUUAAACCCUUCUCUGAAACCAUUUUGGCAAGCUGUAAUGUCAGCUCAGUAAACUAUGUGUUCAAAGCUACGGUUCAGAUCCAGGGAAUGAAGAAUUAAUCAUUUGUUUUUCAAGUCUAUCCAGGCUGGUAUUUGUUUUGCUCUGCCCGUACACGCCCACUGGGCUUUUAAACACCAGGCGCAGUGGGUGCUUUGAUGUUACAUUCGAUUUUAUUAGCAAUGACAGAGAUGUAACCUGGAUCAUUUUGCGGUUGCCAAUGUCAGCAGCUAUUGACAUUAUGUAUCCUGGGGCUUAUUUCUAGAUGUAAAAUACACAAAGAAAAAGAUCAUAAUUUAAUGAUGUGAGAAAUUGCAAACAUUGCUGUACCAGAGUCAGUAUACCAAAAGGCUAUAUAUGCAGGGUGACAAUUAUAUAUGAAUGAUUAUCAUUGCUCUAAAUCCCCUGCUCACGUCCUUUACAGCAAAGCACACCUAAUUCCCAUAUAUUAUCCUAAUUAUCCAUUGUUUACCAACUAUCUACAGGCUCAUUCAGUCCUCAUGGGCAAAGUCCAUAUUGCAAGUCUAUUAAGGCCCGGUACUUUUCCAUUACCACAGCUAAUGAGUGCAUUAGUGUACAGCAUGCUAGACGGGAUUGUGAUGACGGAAAGUCUCAGUGAGCAUGAGCACACUUCAGGUGUUUGAAAUGGCAUCAGAUUUGUUAAUUAAAGAGUCGCAUGACACUUGCAAGAUGAAGGUGUAGAUCGGGAUUCGUGUUCAUUAAUUGGGAUAGAUAGAUACAGUAUAUAGAUAGAUAGAUGUUUUAAUGCAGUGUUUAGUGUUAGUAUUUAGUUAAGAGUAGAUAAAUAGGUGUUCUGUAUAUAUUUAAAACCUCAGCUUGCAGCAAAGAUGCCUGGUCACAGAGACGCCAGCCUCGCCAUCUUCCUCAGCGCGACCACAGAUGGCAUCUUGUCAAUCACUCACCUCUCUAAGAACAGGAGCGUCUGGCUAAUUAACGGCGUGCUGCACUCCUCCAGUUGAGCAGCGUUCGCGUGGACCAGGCAACACAAUGGAGGCAUCUCGCCCACCACGUCUCCCCUAGUCAUUAAGUCGCCCACCUCACAACUCCAACAUAGGAGGAGUCCCAUUACUUGGCCUCUCUGAAUCACCAGCCCACGCCUGGCAUUUUGCUUGUCAAUCAACCGCAGGGUAAAUAUUGGUUGUGGUGCUGAGUACUGACAGGGGAAACUUGGAUUUCUUUCACAAAUGACAGCACCAACUGGUGUUUUUUUGUGCUGAUUUAUAUUGCGGUUCUGUGUCGGCGGGGGUGUGGUGAAGUCACCGAUGCGGGCUACAAGUGUCUUAUUACUGCGUUAGGUGCGCUAGAGGCUGGGAUAGACGACAGGAUGUAUGAUAGGGGGCUGGCCAUGUGCUUUGUGCCUCAAGAGGGCAAUAACAGUGAACAGACUGCAGGAACCCUCACUGCAGAGUAAUGGAAAAUGACCCAUUUGGAAACUAAUAACACAUUCUACCAGGAGAGACCCAACCGUGUAUAAUGGAGGGAAUGAGUUGUCUUAGGUUAGUGUUGAAUUUGGAGCCCAUCUCCCUCUCUCUCUUCUCUCCCUCUCUCUACACACACACACACAUUUCCUUCCUGUCCUCCAUUUCUUUUUGUGUGGAGAUAACCUGUGAUAAGUCCUGCUCUCUCACCUCUCAGUACUCCAGGUUUGCCCACUCUGCCGUUUCUGAUAUAAAUGAUGURUUAGUAUUUGUGCGUGUGUGUGUUGGUUUCGCCGGAUUAUGAGGACGUUUCUAUGGUACCUGCUUACUCUGUGAGGACAUCAUGGACUUGUGAGGACAAAGGACAGGUCCAAUAAGUUGAACAGUGUAGCAGCACAAGUGUGUGUGUGUUUGUGUGUGAAUUCUCUGAGCUGCACAGGGCAGGCUUGUUUGGUUCCUUCAUAACACAGACCUGAAUUACAGACAGUGUUCCAUUCCUCAACAUCUCAUCAAUGUAAAACACACAAGACAAAAAAAACAAUGAAAGGAGCAAAACAUUUGCCUUCCACCGUGACAGGUGUUCAGUGCUGUGAAGCGAUGAUUGUACUUCCUUUUGAUCGGUUUAGUCGCUGAACGUGUCUUCUUUGACUUUUAUUUCCGAGUGUCUUUUUUUUUUUUUUUCAAAAUCCAUGAAGUGGAGUUAAAAAUCAUAUCAUGUGGAGGGAGACAAAAAAAUAAAAAAUCUGUUUUGUUUUUAA